This is a messenger RNA of Canis lupus familiaris (dog), 2051 nucleotides long. It is a transcript of the gene GPAA1, whose product is annotated as glycosylphosphatidylinositol anchor attachment 1. Gene Ontology annotation, biological process: attachment of GPI anchor to protein. NCBI's taxonomy places the organism in Eukaryota, Metazoa, Chordata, Mammalia, Carnivora, Canidae. The transcript is spliced from 12 exons. Gene Ontology annotation, cellular component: GPI-anchor transamidase complex; membrane. The record is from RefSeq and is a predicted model, not a curated record. The coding region runs from base 94 to 1959 and encodes 621 amino acids.
CCGCCUCGGCGGGACGGGAGCGCCGCGCGGGGUCGGCGGCGGGAGUGGGCGGUGAGCGAGGACCCCGAGCCCCCGGAGCCGCCGGCGCCCGCCAUGGGCCUCCUGUCGGACCCGGUGCGCCGGCGCGCCCUCGCCCGCCUGGUGCUGCGGCUGAACGCGCCGCUGUGCGCGCUGAGCUACGCGGCGGGCGUCGCCUGGUUCCUGGCGCUGGCCUUCCCGCCGCUGACGCAGCGCACCUACAUGUCGGAGAACGCCAUGGGCUCCACCAUGGUGGAGGAGCAGUUCGCGGGCGGGGAGCGCGCCCGGGGCUGGGCCCGCGACUUCGCGGCGCACCGCAGGAAGGCGGGGGCUCUGCCGGCGGCCUGGCUGGAGCGUGCCAUGCGGUCCGUGGGGCUGGAGGUGUACACGCAGAGCUUCUCCCGGAAACUGCCCUUUCCCGAUGAGGCCCACGAGCGCUAUAUGGUGUCGGGCACCAACGUGUACGGCAUCCUGCGGGCCCCGCGCGCCGCCAGCACCGAGUCCCUGGUGCUCACCGUGCCCUGUGGCUCCGACGCCACCAACAGCCAGGCUGUGGGGCUGCUGCUGGCACUUGCUGCCCACUUUCGGGGGCAGAUUUACUGGGCCAAAGACAUCAUCUUCUUGGUGACAGAGCAAGACCUCCUGGGCACGGAGGCCUGGCUUGAGGCCUACCACGACGUCAACGUCACCGGCAUGCAGUCCUCCCCUCUGCAGGGCCGGGCUGGGGCGAUCCAGGCAGCUGUGGCCCUGGAGCUGAGCACUGAUGUGGUCACUAGCCUGGACGUGGCCGUGGAGGGGCUCAAUGGGCAGCUGCCCAACCUCGAUCUGCUCAACCUCUUCCAGACUUUCUGUCAGAAAGGGGGGCUGCUGUGUACUCUGCAGGGCAAGCUGCAGCCCCAGGACUGGACGUCAGUAGACGGGCCGCUGCAGGGCCUGCAGACACUCCUGCUCAUGGUUCUGCAGCAGGCCUCUGGCCGCCCCCACGGUCCUCACGGCCUGUUCUUGCGCUACCGCGUGGAGGCCCUGACUAUCCGCGGCAUCAACAGCUUCCGACAGUACAAGUAUGACUUGGUGGCAGUGGGCAAGGCCCUGGAGGGCGUGUUCCGCAAACUCAACCACCUCCUGGAGCGCCUGCACCAGUCCUUCUUCUUCUACCUGCUGCCUGCACUUUCCCGCUUCGUCUCCAUCGGCCUCUACAUGCCUGCUGUCGGCUUCUUGCUCUUAGUCCUUGGCCUCAAGGCUCUGGAGCUGUGGAUGCAGUUGCACGAGGCGGGAGUGGGCCCCGAGGAGGCUGGGGGGGGCCCUGAAUCUAGUCCUCCUCUCCAGCCAGCACAGAGUGUGGGGCUGGCCUCGCUUGUGGCGCCUUUGCUGAUCUCACAAGCCAUGGGCCUGGCCCUCUACAUCCUGCCAGUGCUGGGCCAACACGUGGCCACCCAGCACUUCCCCGUGGCUGAGGCCGAGGCCGUGGUGCUGACCUUGCUGGCCAUCUAUGCAGCCGGCUUGGCCCUUCCACACAGCACCCAGCGGGUGGUGAGUGCACGGGCCCCAGACAGAGGCUGGAUGGCGCUGAAGCUCGUGGCCAUCAUCUACCUGGCGCUACAAUUGGCCUGCAUCGCCCUCACCAACUUCUCACUGGGCUUCCUGCUGGCUGUCACCAUGGUGCCCGCUGCGGCGCUCACGAAGCCCUAUGGGCCCCGGCCACUCUAUGCUACCCUGUUGGUGCUGACGAGCCCCGCAGCCACGCUCCUGGGCAGCCUGUUCCUUUGGCGAGAGCUGCAGGAGGCGCCGCUGUCGCUGGCCGAGGGCUGGCAGCUGUUCCUGGUGGCAGUGGCCCAGGGUGUGCUGGAACACCAUACCUAUGGCGCCAUGCUCUUUCCACUGCUGGCUCUGGGCCUCUACCCCUGCUGGCUGCUUUUCUGGAAUGUGCUCUUCUGGAAGUGAUGCGUGGCUGCCCUGCAGUGUAGACUCUGGAUGGGAGCUCCCCCAGCACCCCCGUGUUGUCUCCUUGGGAAAUAAACAGGAGUUUUGUUUCA